This is a messenger RNA of Melanaphis sacchari, 1349 nucleotides long. RefSeq names its product odorant receptor 10a-like. NCBI's taxonomy places the organism in Eukaryota, Metazoa, Arthropoda, Insecta, Hemiptera, Aphididae. The record is from RefSeq and is a predicted model, not a curated record. The transcript is spliced from 7 exons. Gene Ontology annotation, biological process: detection of chemical stimulus involved in sensory perception of smell; sensory perception of smell. Bases 50 to 1294 code for a protein of 414 amino acids. Gene Ontology annotation, cellular component: plasma membrane. Gene Ontology annotation, molecular function: olfactory receptor activity; odorant binding.
AUUCGUUUGAGUCGUAAAUACAACAAUAUCAUAAAAACAUUCAUUCGAAAUGAUGCAGAGUAGUGAUUAUCUAUCGUUUGCAUACAAUGUUCUCCGGUGGAUCGGUGUGUUUCAAUCAAAUGACUCAACGAAAUGGACGCGCUGGGCUUUUACAUUUUACAGAUCGAUCAUUUUUAUCAUUCUGACUUUGUUAACGAUUCUGAUGAUGGUCCAGAUGUUUAUUACUACCGACCUUACUAUGUUGGCAAGGACCAUAGAUAUUUGGACCAUGUUUUUCUCGGGCUUGUAUAAAUGGCUUUACAUGACGGCGUUCAACUGGGAAUUUGCCCAUCUUAAAUUCGCACUGGCGCAAUUACAAACUCAAGGAUCGGCGGCGUACGGACGUUCGGCUGAUGUGUUUACUGCCGACUAUUUAAAACAAAUGAAAAAGAUCAGUUACUGGUAUUUAUUUAGUGGUUUUGUUGCGACUUGUUUUAUAGUCGUCAGUCCUCUGUUGACCUAUUCAAAGGGUGAUCGGUACGAUAUUCAAUACUACAAUGAUCCAAAAAGCUACCCUUUAAGCUGUUGGAUACCAUUCACGAUAAACGAAAAUUGGAUGUUUUUAGCAGUUUUUGUCUGUCAUUCUAUUGCGUUGUUGUUAAUCGUGAUUAUAUAUUUAGGUAUUGAUACAUAUUUUUUUGGGGCAAUUUAUGCUGUUGGCGGUCAAAUCGAAUUACUAAACACAUCUCUAAAUAAUAACGAAAACACUUUAGCACAAUUUGAAAAUUGUUCGUGUUCUAACCAGACUUCAUUUUAUACUGAGAAACAACAAAUACGAUGCUACUCAACACUCCGAGAAUGUGUAAAACACCACAUCCUAAUACUUGAUUAUAUAAAAAGAAUAGGUAAACUAUUUAGCACACUUAUACUUAUGGAUUAUUUACAUGGAAUAACAUCGGUGACAUUUGCAUUGUUUCAGUUAACGAUUAGUGCCAGCAUAAUCGAAACAAUCAGUGUGAUAAGUUUCAUUUGUUUGAGUGUUUGGCAUCAAUAUCUCAAUAAUUUUUUUGGUGAAUUUAUAAUACAAAAACAAUUAAGUGUUUGUACGGCAUUGCAUAACGUUCCGUGGUGGCAAUGUGAUAAAAAAGUACGACAAUUAGUGACGUUAAUGAUUUUGAGAUCUAUAAAACCAAUUUUAAUCACAGGAUAUUACAUGUACAAAUUAAGUUACGAGUCGUUCAUUUCGUUUGUUAAAGCACUAUACACUUACUAUAUGGUACUAAGGCGAGUCAAUAUCAAAGACAUAAAUACAUGAGAUCGGAUUCUAAUCAAAAAACUUAUAGUUGUUAAACUAAAUACGAUAUAUUUGA